Aspergillus mulundensis is the source of this 1164-nucleotide messenger RNA. RefSeq names its product putative 4-hydroxythreonine-4-phosphate dehydrogenase. The record is from RefSeq and is a predicted model, not a curated record. Bases 1 to 1164 code for a protein of 387 amino acids. Lineage: Eukaryota; Fungi; Ascomycota; Eurotiomycetes; Eurotiales; Aspergillaceae. The transcript has a single exon. Gene Ontology annotation, molecular function: NAD binding.
AUGGUUGUAGCAAUUGAUCUACCUCAAACUUCCCCGCCGCGGCGUCCCCGCAUUGCCGUUACACUGGGCGACCCGUCCGGCAUCGGGCCAGAGAUAAUCGCUAAGCUCCUCAGCAACCCAGCGAAUCACCAAAGGGCUGAUAUUAUCCUACUAGCGGACAAGACCGAGCUUCAAGCGGCGAUAACAGACGCAGGAGGCGUGCACGUCACCAUCUCCUCAGGAUCCCCUGGGCCGCACGGAACUCAAAUCCUCGACGAUGACAGUGCUGGGCAGUACCCGACAUCUCGGUGUGAGGUUUCUCAAGCGAGCGGGGCUCGUAGCAUCCAUCAACUUAAGAGAGCACUGAAACUAGUUCAGGUCGGCGAUAUUGACGCCAUUGUCUUUGCCCCCUUGAACAAGAGCUCCUUAAAGCUGGCGGGAAUGGCCGAGGAGGACGAGCUUCGGUGGUUCGCGAACCAGCUAGACUAUAAUGGUGUCACUAGCGAGAUCAAUAUUGCCGGGCCACUGUGGACUGCUCGAGUCACAAGCCACAUCGGCAUCGAGGAGGUCGCGCAGCGCAUUACAAAGGAGUCGACGCUCAAAGCUAUUCAGUUAUUGCAUCGCUUGAGGUAUCUCGCUCUUUCCAGUCUUUAUUUACGCAAAGCUAACACCACCAGAUGGGAAUCCGGCCUCUCUUCCCCACGCCUAGCCGUCUGUGCGCUGAACCCCCACAACGGGGAAAACGGGGCUUUCGGCCGUCAAGAGAUAGAGCACAUCCGACCUGCCGUUCUGGCUGCCCGCGAGCUCGGCAUCGAUGUUUCGGGUCCGUUCCCCUGCGACACUAUCUUCCUCAAGCGUGAGCACUUUGACGGCAUUGUGACGAUGUACCACGAUCAAGGUCAGAUCGCGAUGAAGCUGCUCUCGUUUGACGGCGGGGUCACGGUGCAGGGCGGAUUGCCGGUUCCAGUUGCGACGCCGGCGCAUGGGACAGCGUUUGAUAUUGUUGGUAAGAACCUCGCGGGCAUGACGAGUAUGCAGAAUGCUUUUGAUGUUGCGGUCAAAAUGGCGGAGAGGAGAAUUAUGAAAGAUGCUGGCGUUGCGUUUGAGAUGUCUUCUGCUAAUGAGAAGAAUAGCGUCCGUGCUGAGACCGCUGCGGUGGAAGUGCUUACUGGUUCAUGUUGCUGA